CAGGUCAUCCGUAGGCUCCAGAAGACAGCAGAGACUAGGCUGACGGGUGGAAGGACUGAAGCAGCAGCUCCCUAGGACUUGCUCGCCAGGGAACUCGCAGACAAUGACUUGGCUCCUUUUCAGAACCACGGGGGCCCUGUCCAUUUUAAUGGUGGUCCUAUUGGUUCAUGGAGAAUUGAGAAUAGAGACCAAGGGACACCUCGGAGAAAAUGGAACAGCAGUACAAGCCAAAAGGAGAUACAAACGUGAAUGGGUAAAAUUUGCAAAACCCUGCAGAGAAGAAGAAGACAACUCGAAGAGAAACCCAAUAGCCAAAAUUACUUCAGAUUUCCAAGCAAACCAGCAAAUUACCUAUCAAAUUUCUGGAGUAGGAAUUGAUCGGCCCCCUUUUAGAAUCUUUGUUGUUGACAGAAUCACUGGAGAAAUUAACAUAACAGCCAUAGUUGAUCGUGAGAAAACCCCAAGCUUCCAGAUCACAUGCCGUGCUCUAAAUGCCCAAGGACAAGAUGUAGAGAAACCACUUAUACUAACAGUCAAAAUUUUAGAUAUUAAUGACAACGCUCCAGUAUUUUCACAAAGUUUAUUCAUGGGUGAGAUUGAAGAAAACAGCCCUGCAAACUCACUGGUGAUGAUACUCAAUGCUACCGAUGCAGAUGAACCAAACAAUCUGAACUCUAAAAUCGCGUUCAAAAUCAUCUCUCAGGAACCUGCAGGCAUUCCCAUGUUCCUCCUUAGCAGACACACUGGGGAAGUCCGGACUUUGACCAGCUCUCUUGACCGAGAGCAAGUUAGCAGCUACCGUCUGAUUGUGAGUGGCGCAGACAAAGAUGGAGAAGGACUAUCAACUCAAUGUGAAAGCAGUAUUAAAGUGAAAGAUGUCAAUGAUAACUUCCCAAUGUUCAAAAAAUCCCAGUAUUCAGGACAUAUUAAGGAAAAUACUUUAAGUUCUGAGUUGCUUCGAUUUCAAGUAACAGAUUUGGAUGAAGAGUUCACAGAUAAUUGGCUUGCAGAGUAUUUUUUCACCUCUGGAAAUGAAGGGAAUUGGUUUGAAAUCCAAACUGAUCCCAGAACUAACGAAGGCAUCCUGAAGGUGGUUAAGCCUCUGGAUUAUGAACAACUACAAAAUGCGCAAUUUGGUAUUGCCGUCAAAAACAAAGCUCAGUUUCACCAGUCAGUAAUCUCUCAAUAUCGAGUCCAGUCAACCCAAGUCACAAUUCAAGUUAUAAAUGUGAAAGAAGGAAUUACAUUCCGUCCUACUUCUAAGACAUUUACUGUCCAGAAAGGCAUAAGUAGUAAAAUGCUGGUGAAUUACAUCCUGGGAACAUAUCAAGCCAUGGAUGAAGACACUGGCAAAGCUGCUUCGAAUGUCAGAUAUAUCAUGGGACGUAAUGAUGGUGGCUUGCUAACUAUUGAUUCAAAAACUGCUGAAAUCAAAUUUGUCAAAAGAAUGGAUCGGGAUUCUACCUUUAUAGUGAACAAGACCAUCACAGCUGAGGUCCUGGCCAUAGAUGAAAACACAGGUCAAACAGCUACAGGCACCAUAUAUGUUGAAGUACCUGGUUUUAAUGAAAAUUGCCCAACAAUUGUCCUCGAAAAGAAACCAAUUUGCAGCUCAUUGCCUUCCGUGACUGUCUCAGCCAGAGCACAGGGCAGUGAUAAGUAUACUGGCCUCUACACAUUUUCACUGGAAGAGGAGCCUCUAAAAUUGCCCGUCGUGUGGAAGAUCACAACACUCAAUGCUACCUCCGCACUCCUUACAGCCGAGCAGCAGGUACCUCCUGGGAUGUACACAGUCUCCCUUAGAGUUACGGACAGCCAGGACAGGUGGUGCGAGUCACCAGACAGGUUGACUCUGGAGGUCUGUCAGUGUGACUACAGGGACACCUGUAGAGCCACACACCCUGAGCCCAGGUAUGGAGAGGAGUCACAAAUGAAGCUGGGGCCUGAUGCCAUCGGCCUGAUAUUCCUUGGUCUCUUACUACUGCUGUUGGCCCCCCUUCUGCUGUUUACCUGUGACUGUGGGACUGGUCCUAAAGGGGGAGCGACAGGUGGAUUUAUCCCAGUUCCUGAUGGUUCAGAAGGAACGAUUCAUCCGUGGGGAAUCGAAGGAGCCCAACCUGAAGACCAUGAAAUCACAAAUAUCUGUGUGCCAUUUAUACCUUCCAAUGGAGCUGAUUUCGUAGAAAGUUCUGGAGUUUGUACAAAUACAUGUUCCCGAGGAAUGGUGGUGGAAGGGGCUUCAGAAACAGAGCUGACCACCAAGCUUGGCGCAGCGGCAGGAGCUGGAGCUGCCGCGGGAUUUGGAGCAAGCACUGGACUUGGCUUCUGUUCUGCAGGACAGUCUGGAACAUUGAGAAUAGGGCAUUCCACUGGAGGAGCCCAUAAGGACUAUAGCGAAGGGGCAGUAAACAUGAACUUCUUGGACUCCUACUUUUCUCAGAAAGCAUUUGCCUGUGCAGAGGACGACGAUGGCCAGGAAGCAAAUGACUGCUUGCUGAUCUAUGACAGUGAAGGAUUGGAUGCCCCUGGUUCUCCAGUGGGCUCCCUGGGUUGUUGCAGUUUUAUUGCCGAUGAGCUGGAUGAGAGCUUCUUGGAGUCGCUUGGCCCCAAAUUUAAAAAACUUGCAGAGAUAAGCCUCGAGUUUGAUGACAAAAUUAAACAAUCGCAGCCACCCACCAAAAACAGCGGUUCUGGGAUUGAAUCCUGUGGCCAUGCCGUAGAAAUCCAGCAGUCAGAAUCGGCCAGGUGCCAGACUUCCUCAGGCAGUCAAGGAGCUUCCGCUUUGUCUGCUUCCUGCUCUGUCCUCCAACCAGCCAUUUGCAUCCCCGACCCUUUGCAGCAGAGUAGCUAUUUGGUAAAGGAGACUUACUCAGCUUCCGGUUCCCUAGUGCAACCUUCCGCUGCAGUCUUUGAUCCACUUCUCACACAAAAUGUAAUUGUGACAGAAAGAGUGAUUUGUCCCAUUUCCAAUGGUCCUGGCAACCUACAUGGUCCGACGGAGCUACGAGGGUCUUGUAAUAGGAUCUAUGUAGAAGAUCCUUGUUCCCGUCUGAUAUAACCAGAAUGGAAUUCCAUACUGGCCAAAUAUGGAGAUUUGGGCCAAAUUAUCCAUAACAGCAUAGCAAAUCACAGUAUUGGUCUAAUUUGGCACAUACUUGCUAUUUUCAUAAACUGAUCAUGACAGCUGAAAUUGUCUAGUACAUACCCCCAAAGUGGAUAUGUUGUCACUCUUAAUUCUCCAAUACUAGUCAAGUUGGAGUCAAUUAUAAUGUUUUUCAAACUAUCUUACCACAUUCAGUAGGAAAAUUUCCUAACAAUUUUUAAACUUUCAUUUUUGCAGUGCCAUGUGUAUCAAUUUAAAAUGUAAUGUACUUUUAGUAGGUUAAGCCCUUGGAGUC
Molecule: messenger RNA, 3398 nt
Organism: Hipposideros armiger (great roundleaf bat)
Lineage: Eukaryota; Metazoa; Chordata; Mammalia; Chiroptera; Hipposideridae
Gene: DSG3
Product: desmoglein 3
Exons: 16
Coding region: 104-3058 (984 amino acids)
Biological process (GO): homophilic cell-cell adhesion
Cellular component (GO): desmosome; plasma membrane
Molecular function (GO): calcium ion binding
Source: RefSeq, a predicted model, not a curated record